Medicago truncatula (barrel medic) is the source of this 2887-nucleotide messenger RNA. Its product is annotated as calmodulin-binding receptor kinase CaMRLK. Lineage: Eukaryota; Viridiplantae; Streptophyta; Magnoliopsida; Fabales; Fabaceae. The record is from RefSeq and is a predicted model, not a curated record. Gene Ontology annotation, molecular function: ATP binding; protein kinase activity; protein binding. The transcript is spliced from 2 exons. Gene Ontology annotation, biological process: protein phosphorylation. The coding region runs from base 294 to 2384 and encodes 696 amino acids.
UGUUCAAGCAGUCAACUCCCAUUGUACAAUUUCCAUUAAAUUCUCUCAUUCACCAUACACAUAAGUCAUAACCAUACUCACGUGCCGUUAACUCCUCCGUUAUUAAACCACAUAACACCGUUUCUUCCCACUUCACUAUUCUAACACCAAACAGUCCCACUAAACAAACACAACCACAACAACAAUACACCACCAACUCUGUCUCUUUUCACUGUCUUUUCUUUCUUUCAAGUAUAAUACCACAUGAGAUUAAGAUUGAGAUUGUGCAACCAAGUAGAAGAGGAAGAAAAAAAAUGAAACACCUUUUUAGGUUCUUGAUUCUUCUAACACUUAUUAGUCUCACACAAUCAUCAUCUUCAUGCAACAAUGAAAACAAGAACCUUAUAUCAAAGGCUUUCCAAUCUGUCUCAGGAUUCAACACUACCUUAUUCCAAACAAAAAGCUUCAACUGUUCAAAGGGUCAAAUUAACAUCAUAGAACUUCCAUCAAAAAACUUGAGUGGCAACAUCUCAUGGAGAUAUCUAAGAAACAUGACAAACUUAGUGUUUCUUGAUCUUUCAGGUAAUUAUCUACAAGGUCAAGUACCAAACUGGUUUUGGUCAAGUAGUUCAAAUUUAUCAACAGUGAAUCUCUCAAAUAACAGAUUUGGUGGAACCAUUGCAUUCAAAACAAAACCCAUUUCUCAAAAUGGUUCAACUUUACAAAAUCUCAAUCUUUCACACAACAGGUUCACAAAUCAACUUCAUCUUUCAUUUUUUCAAAACCUUAAAAUCCUUGACCUUUCACACAACAAUCUUAACACUCUACCUUCUGGUUUUCAAAACCUUACCAAACUCAACUACCUUGAUCUAUCAAACUGUAACAUCAUAGGAAACAUCAAACCCAUUUCUUAUCUUACUUCACUCUCUUUCUUAAACCUUUCAAACAACUCUUUGAAUGGUAGUUUCCCGUCUGAUUUUCCUUCUCUAAACAAUCUUAAAUUCCUCAACAUCUCAAACAACAACUUCAAAUCUUCAACUUCUCUAAACAACUUCAUCAAGAAAUUUGGAAAAUCAUCAUUCAUUCAUAACAACUUCAAUCUCAACCACUACAAUACUACCAAAAAACCAAACAUUCAUUCAAAUUCAAAUUCAAUAUCAACUCUAAAACACCACCACCAACAACAACUUCAUGUGACAAAGACAAAACCAAUUCAAACCAAACCAAAACACAAACAAAAGUCAAAAACAAAAACCAUGAUUAUUGUAGCUGUUACCUCGGCGUCAACGCUUAUUUUUGUCGUAUUAUGUCUAUGUGCAUUUUUUGGUUACAGAAGAAAAAGAAAACUAGCUCAAAAAAACAAAUGGGCAAUUUCAAUAUCAAAACCAAUGACAGGAUUAACAACAACCGUUAAGAUGGAGAAAUCUGGACCGUUUGCAUUUGAGACAGAAUCUGGAACAUCGUGGGUAGCUGAUCUAAAAGAACCAACUUCAGCAUCAGUUGUCAUGUUUGAGAAACCUUUGAUGAACAUUAGUUUCAUGGAUCUUAUGAAUGCCACGUCAUAUUUUGGGAAAGAUUCUCAGCUAGCUGAAGGUAGAUGUGGGCCCGUUUAUCGUGCUGUUUUACCUGGGGAGUUACACGUGGCAAUUAAGGUUCUUGAAAAUGCUAGAGAGGUUGAUCAUGAUGAUGCUGUUGAUACUUUUGUUGACUUGUCUAAGCUUAAACAUCCCAAUCUUUUGCCACUUUCUGGUUACUGCAUCGCAGGGAAGGAAAAGCUAGUGUUGUAUGAGUUUAUGUCAAACGGAGAUUUAGGCAGAUGGAUGCACGAGCUACCGACGGGUGAGACUAAUGUGGAGGACUGGAGUAGCGACACAUGGGAGAUUCAAAACGGCACCGGUUCACGAGCAUCAUCACCAGAAAAAAUGGGGUGGCCAACACGACACCGUAUUGCUCUAGGAGUAGCGCGUGGUCUAGCAUUUCUCCACCAUGCAGGAUCAAGGCCCGUCGUUCAUGGACAUCUAGUAACAUCAAACGUUCUACUAGCCGAUGACUUUGAGCCUCGUAUUGCCGAUUUCGGAUUUAGAAAAUUCGGACAACAAUGUCCUCCAAAUUGCAGCACCGAAACAGACGUUUACUGUUUUGGUGUAGUGCUUAUGGAGCUUCUAACCGGGAAGCCCGGUACAGCAGAGACCGUGGUUUGGGUGAGGAAGCUUGUAAGAGAAAGUCAUGGAGUGAGGGCGCUUGACGAUAGACUCAAGCUAGGAGGUGGUGACUUGGAGAGUCAGAUGGUGGAGAGUCUCCGAGUUGCGUACCUUUGUACGGCCGAAUCACCCGGGAAGAGGCCAACUAUGCAGCAAGUUUUGGGCCUUCUCAAAGAUAUUCAUCCGAAAAAUGGACUCGAAUGAGUUGACUCGACUAUUGACUUGUUCUCUUUUCUGGAAUGUUUAAUGGUCCACGAUAUUUUUAGUGGGUGUUUGGUAUCACAUUGGUGUUGUCAGGAUCACAAUGUGAUAUCAAACAUGCAUUUAAGCGUUUGAGGUUUAACCUAGAUGAAAUUGGACCAUGUUUUUGUUUUGUUUUUUGAAAUAUUUAUUUGUGGUGAUUAUGAUUGCAAUGUAUAUAUACCAAAAAGUUUAGGAGAAAAAAAGGAAAAAGAAAAAGGGAAGAAAGGUGGACAAAAUGAAGUGGGGUAGGAACUAGGGAAGGGAAAUGUUGGAUAGGAUAAUCAAAUAUCGAUGAAUGCCUUAUGGGAGUGUUGUGAAGUAUAUUUUUUUUGUGAGCAUGCAAAGAGUAGAGAUUCCCACUUACUAUGAUAUGUUUUUCUUUUUUAUCCUUUUGAUUUUGUCUUACUAGGUCUUUCACUUUGUUUUCUAUUACUUUUUUGUUUGGGGGAGAAUGUUUUAUAUCA